AUGAUAAGUUAAUAAAUGCUUUUAAGAAUAUUCAAGAAAGUGUCUUAACAAAAGAAUUUUAUUUUUAGACCAUUACUGAGAUAUGGAAUUCACAAUUAAGAUUAGAAACCAUUUUAGAAAGAUUUAGAGAUAGAUUAAUUCUUUUAAUAAACCAUUUAAAUAGACGAGAGUCUAACAAAUGAAUCUGAAAUAGAUAAAUAAAAUUAAGGAUUAUAAUCAAAGCAAUCUUAAGGCUAUAAGAUAAAUAGGGAGUCUAAGAGCAUAGAUCAACUUAUAUAGGAAAUUAUUAAUGCAAAUUAGUAAUAUUAGAUAACACUUUUGAGAGAUUUGUACCUUCAUUCACCUCUUACUAUGAGAGAAGGAAUUAAAGAUGCUGUCAAAAAUACUUAUAACAAAGAAAUUUCUUCAAUGUUGAGAUUGCAGGCUAAUUAUUAUUUAAAAAAGCAUAAUAAAUCACAACUUUUCCUUUUAUUCAAAGUGAUCAAUAUGUAUGGCAAUUAUCUAUACAAAAGUUUGCAUUAACAAUGUUUUAAAUUUGAUGCUUUUGUAAGAGAGGAAAUUUUGUAAAAUGCAGAACCAUUAAACUAUAUAACUCUUUCUAACAUAUACAGUUACUUCUUAUAGAAUUUCAAAGAAGAGUAAUUUUUAGAAACAAGUAAAAUAAUAAACAGCUAUGUCAUGUCUAAUCAAGAUAAAUAUCCAGAUAGUGCUAUUACUACUCACUAUCUGAGGUACAAGGAUAUAUUCCACUUGAGUUAAAAUGAUGUUAAACUUAAUUUUAAUGAGAACCUAUCAGAUUCAACAAUACUUUUAAUCAAAUUUACAAGUUGCAAAUAAAAUAAAAUUGCAGAUGAUUUAUGGAAUCAUAUUAAAAAGCAGUAAUUUGAUAUUUAGACUCUCAAUUUACUUUUCUCUAACAACCUAAAAAUUGGAGAGAUAAACCUCAAUCAAAGUUUGAAAAAUAUUUAAGAAAAACAAAUUUAUUCUUUCAAAAAUAAAGCUGAUAUCAUUUACACUUAUACUUCUUUGACAACUCUUUUCAAGCAUUUGAUUCACUUCUUUGAAAAAGAGUAAAGAAUAUAAUAAGUUAAAAAUAUUGGUUUGCAAUCUACCUCUAAGAAACGCUUUCCUUUCGUAACAAACUGCAUAGAAGCAUAAUCUAUUUUCCUGCCUCUAGGCUACUCACCAUAGUAAGAAGAAUGUUUCAAAACUCUUCUAGAAAUUACAAAAUAAUACAUUUAAAUUCUUGACAAGAAUUCUUUCAAGACAAACUUGACAUUAAUAAAAACAUCUCUUUUUUAUCAGAUUUCAAAAAUUUAAAUGGACAUAGAUCCUGAAAUAGUGUAAUAUGCUUUUGAAAAUAUUAGAACCUACUACAAAUAUAUCAAAGGAAUGCCAAUUAUAAACUCUUUUUGCACUCUAUGUAAUUUUUACUAGCAUGAUUAAUUUAAAUAAGAAGUAACAGAAAUUAUUUAGCAAAUUAGACCUAAUAUCAUUGAAAACUUGCAUAACCUGAGAUACCAAAAUGAUAUAUUUAUAAUUUCAUACUCUGCAUACUUGUUUUUGACAAAACUUGACUAAAUAGAAAUAGCUCAAUAGUUGAUUGACAUUUUAGAUUAAACUGUUAUAGAAAAUAAAUUUAUUUCUUAUAAUACCAUCUGCACAAUCCUCUUUCUUGAGUUAAUCGAAUAGUAAAUUCCAAAGGCUAAAAAGGUUUUAAACAAUCUAAAAGAAAAAAGACUAUAAAUUAGUUUCAUUCAUAUCAAACAAGCACUUAUUCAUAGCACUCCUUCUAAUAAAUUAGUUCAUUAAUUAAUUAUUGAUUGGUUCGUUUAGAACGUCUAAAAGCUAGAAAUGCAAGAAAUUACUUUUUAUUUACACUUCUUGAAUAAAAAAAAGCUAAGCCACUUAAUAAGAAAAAAAUCUGAUGUGAUACAAGAAUUAAAGCAAAAAUUCCUGAAUAGUAAACAAAUUACAAAUUAUAUGAUGACAGAGUACAGAAGAAAUUUUUUUAUGGAUGAUGAGCUUUUAUAAAUGCUUGAAUAACAAAUUAUAUAAUAAAUAGAUAAAAAGUAGGUAAAACUUGAGAAAGCAAUCGAUUCAUUCUACAAUAUAACAAGACUAAGACAUGCAAAUUAAUAAUUUGUUGAAAAAAUAAAUUCUUUACCAUAAUAUUUAUACUAAAAUUUGGGUUUUUCAGAUUAUGUAAAAUUAAUAAACUCCUAUAUCCAUCAAGAAGUAAGCUAAGAAAUUAUCUAGAAGGCUAUGAAGGAUCUUUUAUUCAAAAUAUAAAAUGGCUAAUUUGAUUUAAAAUAAGAACCUUUCUAGCAAAAAAAGAUAUUUUUUAUUUGUUUAUAGCAAAUUAAAUUCUAAUAUCCUUAAUUAAAUCUUUAAGAUAAAAUUAUUGCUUCAUUCAUACAUGAAAUGCAAAUAAAAAGUAAAGAAGAAGGGCUACUCAGUGCUUAAAGCAUAACUGAGAUUGAUGAUUCAGAGAAUGAAGAAGAAAGUCACUCUUCAGCUGAAUAUUCUCCAUAUGAAAAGAUCAUUUAAGACAGCUUGUAAAAUUUAAAUAUACCGUUUUAACGCGAAUAUGUAAUAGAGUAUUUCAAGACUGAUUUCUAUUUGCCAUAAUAAAAAAUAAUUAUAGAAUUCAAUGGAGACCUCCACUUCUUUAAUGGAGAAAUUACUCCUCCAACCAAAUAAAAAAUUAAAUACCUAGAACACUUAAAUUACAAAGUGAUUGAGUUAAGUGUCAUAAAAUAAAAAUAACUUUUCAGCUAAGAAAAUAUGACUCAACAUUUAAAAGAAAUUAUAUAUAAAUGA
Tetrahymena thermophila SB210 is the source of this 2823-nucleotide messenger RNA. RefSeq lists its product as hypothetical. The transcript has 6 exons. NCBI's taxonomy places the organism in Eukaryota, Ciliophora, Oligohymenophorea, Hymenostomatida, Tetrahymenidae. The record is from RefSeq and is a predicted model, not a curated record.